AUGACCGCACCCGUCGUCCCCAUUCUCUACCACUCUAUCAACAACGACGACUACCACAUCAUGUUCGCCUCCACAUAUCCAACUCGUUCCCCACCACCGGUGCGACCCUCACGGUCGCUCGAAGGACUCGAGCAGGUGAUCCCGCCAACCUUACCCGCUACCACCUACAACGCCACAUCAACAUCAACCACCAACAUCAUCAACACCACCACAACGACACACAACUUCGUCACGAGCUUUCCCUCCAAUCACACAGACUUCUUCCCGCCAACACAUUAUGGAUCCCACCGCUACGACAUUGCCCUCAAUAAACCCUUACCCGCACGACCGAUCCUAUUUGACGAACCUGAAAUCUCCGUCAUGUGGAGUGACUCGAGUGACAGCGAGAGCGACGACGACGACCACGAGAGCCUCUCCGGGAGUCUGCGCGAUCGGCCCAGGGACCCCCGCCAUGCCUCCGAGUGCUAUCCCAUCUUCGUGAGUACGAGUUCCGACGACUGUGACGACACGGUUGAUCGUCACGCCCCCGCAAACUCCAAUCCAGGCCCGGACUACAUUAGCCUGGGUCUGAUCCACUCCCCUUCUCCGCCAACCACCGUGGAGGAGAUGCGAUCCCGCACGGACUCCAUUCUGUCUCUAAGCCACCGAGCGAGAUUGGCUGGUGAGAAUAGUGAAGAAGAAAAUGAAGAAGAGGAAGAGGAAGAGAACGACGACGACGACGAUGAAGUGCAAGGAGUUGUUGAGGACGAGGAUGAGGAUGACAAUGAGGAAGGAUUGGGGAGGAUCUCGGGGGCUGUUCCUGUGGGACGAUCGCUGAUUUCCAAAUCCGAUGUUCCCUAUGGACGCUACUCUCAAUGGUCGCAGACGCAGACCCGGGGUGGCACCAAUCACUACUUCCGGGAGAAGAAGUGGGAUUUCUUCCCCGAAUUGGCCCCCUCGGCCGCUCAAUCAGGGAGCCGCGUGAGCACGACUGGCCCCCGGGCGACCAAAUCGCGGAGAAAAGACGGUCGCUUGAAUGUAUCGAAGCGCCGCAAGUGGCAGUCGCUGGAUCGAGCCGGGCUGGGGUUGGCCUUUGGCAUGCGCGAUUCCAUUAAGACGUAUGUGCAUCGCACGCUCUCGCGGGACUCUUCUGAAAACAAGACGAGGGAGGUGUUGCCUCGUCCAUCUACUGCACCGGUGGAGCAGCUCGAGGCCGAGGUGUACCCGAAGCCGUCCGAGAACGUCCAGUACCGACCUAAAAAUGACAUUGCUGUUCAACUGCAAGCAUUGUCCAUCACCACCUCCUCCAGUAGCAACGACCUUCCUCCCAGCCCCAAAAGCCCGCGCUCGUUCCCACCGCGGCCCAAACAACUCGCCGUGCCCAUGACGGAUUACCAACGAUACGGGCCUGCGAUCUGGGACACUCCCAAGAAGUCCAAAUCAAAGACCUCCUGCUCCAAUCCAUCCUCCCCGAUCACGGACCAAUUCCCGGCUCCAAGCACCUUGACCCCGCCGCAUUCCCCGGGGUUGAAGCUUUUCUCGCAGAGCGUUCCUCGUGAUGGGUUUGGCGCCCAUCAUGGAAGAAGUGGUGUGGCCUUGACGCUGGAAGGAGCCAAGAAGAAGAUUUCCAAGGAUGAACGGCGCCGGGAGCAGCUGAAGGCUCAAAUCAAGUUGAUUGGGCCUGUGGAUCCACACUCCUAUAUGCAAUCUGAGUCUGCUUGGGUUUGA
Messenger RNA from Penicillium diatomitis, 1707 nucleotides. RefSeq lists its product as uncharacterized. The coding region runs from base 1 to 1707 and encodes 568 amino acids. The record is from RefSeq and is a predicted model, not a curated record. Lineage: Eukaryota; Fungi; Ascomycota; Eurotiomycetes; Eurotiales; Aspergillaceae. The transcript has a single exon.